Fusarium odoratissimum NRRL 54006 is the source of this 687-nucleotide messenger RNA. RefSeq lists its product as uncharacterized. Lineage: Eukaryota; Fungi; Ascomycota; Sordariomycetes; Hypocreales; Nectriaceae. Bases 1 to 687 code for a protein of 228 amino acids. The transcript has 2 exons. The record is from RefSeq and is a predicted model, not a curated record. Gene Ontology annotation, molecular function: hydrolase activity.
AUGGAAAGCCCGCCGCCCUGGGCUAUGUGGCUUCGAGUUCCUACUCUGCGUGUAAUAGCUGAUGCGUUCGCUACCUACUCCAACUGGAAUGCUCCUCGCCCAAGCCGAGCCAUCUGGCUCAAUUCCACGUUGGGAGCCAAGACGCAGCGACGAGCAAUUAGAGUCGAUGUUGGAUUUUCCGCAGGUGACGGUCUGGGUCUGGCUGUUUGGGUCCUCCUCAACAACGCUGAAGAAUGGGGCUACAAGGUACCACUCCCUACCCCCAAAAUCGCGGGCCUUGCUCUAUUCUAUCCUUCGCUGGAUCAGACUGUGUCCAAAGCACGGAAACGUGAAGGGCUCCCAAGACAGGAUUUACUCUUGCCCAAAGGUUUAACUGAUAUAUUCGACGCUGCCUAUCUGGAACCGGUACCAAUUUCUGAGCGAGGUGAUAUCCGGUUAUCGCCUUCGCUUAUGCCUGAGGACUUGGUAGAACGACUGCCUCCAGUCUGUUUCUGCCUCUGUGAGCACGAUAUGCUUACCGCAGAGGGGAUUGCAUUUGCCAAAUGUCUUGAAGACCAUUCUAUUGAGGUUUAUGUGAGGGUCAGUCCUGAUGCACGGCAUGGAUGGGAUAAAGCACCGAACCCGGCAGACACAGUUGCGCAGGCAUAUAACGAGGUUUCAGAGCUCAUAAGAAAGUGGCUAGAAUAA